Microthlaspi erraticum is the source of this 1404-nucleotide messenger RNA. Lineage: Eukaryota; Viridiplantae; Streptophyta; Magnoliopsida; Brassicales; Brassicaceae. The record is from the annotation of a GenBank genome assembly.
AUGGCCAACGUUGACUAUCAAAAUAGCUUCAUCUUAAUCCUCCUCGUAUGCCUCUUCUCAACCUUCUUUUUUCUCUUUGUCUACUUCUUCAAGAAACCAAACAAUGUCUCUGAUCUACCUCCCAGCCCUCCAUCUUUUCCUAUCAUCGGCCAUCUUCACCUUUUCUUCUCUACUUCACUCCACAAAUCUUUUCAAAAUCUCGCGUCUAAGUACGGACCUUUCCUGCAUCUUCGUGUCUUCAGUCUCCCCUUCGUUCUCGUCUCCUCUGCCUCCAUCACCUACAAGAUCUUCAAGGACCACGACGUGAACAUCUCCUCUCAUGGUCCUGUUGGUCUCGAUGAUUGCCUCGUGUUUGGAUCUUCUGGCUUCAUCACUGCUCCCUAUGGAGAUUACUGGAAGUUCAUGAAGAAGCUCAUGACUAUUAGUGUGCUCGGACACCAGGCUAUGCAGCGGUCACAAGGCGUUCGUGUAGUUGAGGUAGAGCGGUUUUACAGAAACCUGUUUGAUAAGGCGAUGAAGAAAGAGAGCGUCGAGAUCGGUGAGGAAGCAACGGGACUCGUUAUGAGUAUACUCGGAAAGAUGUGCAUGGGAAGAUGCUUCUCAGAGGAUAACAACGAGGAAAAAGUUUCCAAGAUUAACGCCGAGUUCGCUGCCUUGACACAGAAGAUUUUCUUGGCAAGAAUGUUGUGUACGCCGCUUGAGAAGAUCGGGAUCUCACCAUUCAAAAAGGAGGUAAUGGAUGCUUCAAACAGAUAUGAGGAACUCCUUGAAAGCAUUAUUGUGAAAUACGAAGAGAAAGUGGACGAGAAUGAUGGUAAUGAAGGUAUGGACAUAUUGUUAGCGGCUUGUAGAGGCGAAAAUGCCGAGUGUAAGAUCACGAGGAAAAAUCUCAAGGCCUUAUUAGCGGAGCUCUUCUUUGGAGCCGGUGACACUUCUUCAACAACAACACGGUGGGCAAUGGCUGAGAUCAUCAAUAACCCUAUGAUCUUUGAGAGAUUGAGAGAAGAAAUUGACUCCGUGGUAGGAAAAACAAGGUUGAUUCAAGAAACUGAUCUACCAAAACUCCCUUACUUGGAAGCGGUCAUCAAGGAAUCUCUAAGAUUGCAUCCUCCGGGGGUUCUCUUGCCAAGGCAAUUUGAACAAGGGUGCAAGAUCAGAGGGUUCUACAUACCUAAAGGCACAACACUUGUUAUUAAUGCUUAUGCUGUUAUGAGAGAUCCUGAUGCUUGGAAAGAUCCUGAUGAGUUUAAGCCAGAGAGGUUUCUAGGGCAAGAAGAAGAGAAAAAAGAGAAUGUAUUGAAGUUCCUACCUUUUGGCGCCGGAAGGAGAGGAUGUCCUGGAUCAAAUCUUAGUUAUAUCUUUAUAGGAACCGCAAUUGGAGUGAUGGAGCAGUGCUUUGACUGA